Messenger RNA from Athalia rosae (coleseed sawfly), 3657 nucleotides. Its product is annotated as protein broad-minded-like. The transcript is spliced from 8 exons. The coding region runs from base 50 to 3460 and encodes 1136 amino acids. The record is from RefSeq and is a predicted model, not a curated record. NCBI's taxonomy places the organism in Eukaryota, Metazoa, Arthropoda, Insecta, Hymenoptera, Athaliidae.
UGCUUAUUUUUUCCACUGAGAUCAAGAAAGAGUGAAACAUUUAUCAACAAUGGAAAACCUGCCCUUAUCCUUGAGGAAAUGGAUCAAGGAAUGCCUAAGAAACGAAUUUGACAUAAUGAUCGAGAAUGGACUUGAUAGAAACAAAACAUCUUACGACAUUGUUCAAAGUAUAAUUCAAUCUAAAGAAAUGGCAGAGUUGGUCGUCAGUUUGAAGUCAAUGUUCAAAAGACACCAUCCAUCUUCUAGAGCUAAUUCUGUUGCUAUGUUGGAGUCUUGCCCACAAACAUCAAUAUCAAUCACAAGUGAAUUAUCUGGUGACGAAUGGGGACCUAUUCAAGCUGUUACCACCGACCAUUUCACCAAUAUUAUAAAUAAAAUUGGUCAGGAUAAACCGAUCCAUGUUAGAUUAGCUGGAUAUGAAGCUUUGUCAAGGAGUGAAAUAACAAACAUCAGUAGCAGUCAAUCAUGGGAUGUACUGUUAAAGGCUCUGAGAGAUGGAAUCAUUGAUGAAAGCCAGCCUGUGUUUGAAGCAAGCUUGCAAGCUCAUAGUCAAAUACUUGGCAGAUCUCAGGCAGAGCAAGAAGUUUUUACACAUUUAAUGAAAGUAUUCAAUACACUUUAUAAUUCUAAACGAAUGUAUCAUAUGUUACCAACAUUCACAUCUGGUAUCAAUUUCAAGAUAUUUCUGCAUGAGAAAUUAUUUCGUAUAGUUUACCUAAUCAUCAAACAUCAAGAGGAGACAUUGAAAAGCAACAGAUAUUCAGAUAAACUCUUGGAAGAAGUAAUGGAACAAUUUGUGACGUUCCUAAGCUUAGAUAAAUCUAGCAAUGUUAACCAUACACAAACUUUAACAACUCUCGAUAUUGUAUCCGUUUUGGACCCCCAAGCAGAAUGGUCUGGGAAAUGGAUCCAUAGUUUAACUACACGAAAAAUACUAACAGCUGCUUUAGAAAAAUCACCUAUAUUUUUACAAAAUAUCGUGCACCUUGUGAGGGCAGGUUUAGCAGAAACACCAGCAAUCAUAUCAGCAUACAUUCAAGAUGAUCUACCCGAAGUCAAUAUCUCUGGAGACACCAUUAAAACUGCAACCUACCUACACUGUCUAUCCUUAUUAAGUCUACUGUGCAGCAAAAUUGCUGGCCGGGAAGUAUUGCAAAAUAUUCACUUGGAUGAGCCAUUUAACAUUCCUGACUUUAUGUUAUCUUUAUUGAAUUCCUUGAAUAGUUUAGCUGUAUCCGAAGUUCCAGCUAGCAUCUAUGAUACUUCUCGGUCUGCACUGCAGAAAUUAUUGGAACCUCCAUCAGUAAUGUAUGAUGCGAGAUUUCAUGAACUAGCUCUAGAUCCAUUGUUGAGGGCCGCUCCAGAAGCUGAAUGUAAAAUAUAUCCACAUAUGAUUGAUGUGAUGACAAGAGUCUUAGAUACUGAAGAAGGUACACGAUUUAUUAUAUCAAAGCUGACCGAAUUUCCAGUUCACUACAAGGAAAGGAUCACAGGCAUUUAUCCAGGGUGUGCCAUACUAGAAUACACAUCAGAUUUGUUGCUGCAACCACUUUCUAUCAUGGAUAUAGAACAUGUUAUGGAGAUGUUCAAAUUUAUAGAACGUCUAUUUGAGUUCUAUGAUUUUUGUCUCAGUAUCAAACAGACUUUAACAGAACGGUUUUUUCCAGCUAUUGCAUACCUUUACAGCAAAAUUGAUAAAUAUUCCAUGGACAAUGAGAUAAAAACACAAAUGUUGGAUAGCUCAAUUAAGACCGCAUUGUUGAAAAUUGUCUCAAUCCCCCUUGCCUUACAGCUUUUAAGCAAUGAGGAAUUAGUUUUUGAAGAACUGCUACGUGGUUCUAUAGAACCUUUGAAAUGGUCUUGGAGUUGUAAUGACGUUGUAGCUUUUGUGUCUAUUGCUACUUUGGUACCAUUAGGUUCUGAAAUUUUGGGGGAUCUAGCCCCUCAGUUUUUGUCAAAGGUAUUAACGAAUAUUUGUAAGAAGACAGAAGACCCUAACUGUUUUUACGAUCCAUGGGGAGAUAGUGCCACUAAAGAGUUUUUACAUAUACUCAGACUCUUGUGUUUAAAUAAUUCUUGCUUUGUUGCCAUUCUGGAUAACAAGAAUGAAGAACAUUCUUCGAGUGAAGAUAAUUAUCCACGUAAUUUGUGUGAACUACUACAUCACUCACUAAAACAAGAUUCCCAAUAUCAUUGUCUGGCAUUGUUGGCACUGAAUGUUCUCAUUCAAAAUUUGGAUGCCAAUCUUUAUUUAAAUACUCAAUUAAACUUCCAGGAAAUGUUACUGGAUAUUCAAGAACAAUGUAUUACUGAAGAGGAGAAUGAUGGUGUGCUAAAAAUAGCAUACAGAAUCGAUGAGAGUAGUUUACUUCGACAUAAGGUGCUCAUGAAUUCCUAUUAUAUUUUGGGUAAUUCGCUUGAUGAUUCAGAUGUACCAGAGCAAACAAUUUUGUUCUCCAAAUUCCCACCGCCAGCAAGAUCCGAUACUACCAAACUCUGUCCUGAGACGCCUUUGCAAUCAGAAUUAGAAAAAUUUUUACAUGACACUAAACCUGGACUUAGAGAUCAUGGAUGGGUCUCGCAAAUCAGAAAAGUUUAUAAAAAUUCUAGUCAAAAUCCAAUAGAGCAUUCUGUACUCAUUGACUUACUUGGCCAAAUGCAAAAGGCUGUUCCAACAUUCGAAUUAACAUGUCAUUAUAAAUGGCCAAGCAAUGAUGAAACUGAUCCUGGAUGCAUGUCACUUGAAGACGAUCAUGGAAUUGAAGUAGCGUUACUAUAUGCCGAACAAAAUAGAUUAAUGCAAGUUACUUCAACUGCUAGAGCCAAUUUGAAAAUAUUUCUCAAAGAAGCUCAUAUAUUUAUAAAGUAUGGACAAAAUAGAAAGUUUGAAGGGUUCGAUUGGUUUAUUGCAACAGUAUUUAUCAUCUGCAAUGGAGAUAUAGAUAGGUGUAGAAAAUUUGUUACUAAGAUAGUUCAAUUUCCGUCUAUUAUGUACGUCUGGUCAUCAUUGGGAAAAAGCCUCAGCUGGAAUAAUAAUUUGCCUGUGAAUAUUCGAAUCACGUUCUCCCAUCUGUUGGAAGGCAUUAUCAGUAAUGAAUUUCCCAGCAUCAAAUACGCAUUGAAGAAUAACUGUGGGACAGACUGGUGGAUCAUUUGUGAUGGAUUAAUAUCACACUGUUUUUGGGGAUCGCUACAGUGGUGUGAAAUUGUACAUCUAUUAGCCAUUUGUAUUUUAUACCCACCUGACUAUACUCUGUAUUAUUGUACAUCGUUAUUAGACUACUGCCGAAGUAAAGUUAUAGAAGAUAUUACUGUAGGCAAGAUGUGGCCGGAGCACAUGAAUUUAACCGAGUAUCACUGUGGAAACUAUUUCCAGUUGCUGGAUCUUUUAUCGAAACGAUACCGUACCACAACUUUAUCGAUGCUCAUGAUUCAGGACACAGAACGGGUAACGAUAUGACUUUUAAAUAUCAAUACGAGCGGAAGAAAUGAACUUUUUUUGUGGAAUUCGCGUUGUCGUCUCAGUAUCAGAUUUUCAACAGGCUAUGGAACAAGCAACACUGUUUGAUCACGGUUACGCAGAAUUGUAUUUUUUAUUUUCUAACAAUGUGCAGAUAUAUUCAAUUCAACAUUUAUAAUAAAUGCACAUAAACUUUG